GAAAUCAGGCCACCUGAGUUACCUCUCCAGCAGGCUUUCUGCAUGAGAGGUUCUGGCUGACCUGGAUGCUGCAGCUAUAAAGGAAGGCAGCUCUCUGCUCCCACAGAAGUAAGAAAAACUGGUGCUCUGACCACAGUCCAGCCAUCCUGUUUGAAGGAGUGGCUUGUGCAGGGGAGUUUCUGGUUCCCUGUGCCAUGCUCCUGGUCUGAUGCUGUGGAUUCUGUCUGCCAGACACUGGACACUGCUGCAGGCAGACUCUUGGGCUGCCUUUGAAGAAGGCAAACUCACCAAUCCUUAACCAGCCAGCAAAGAUAUUCAAAUUGAAGAAAUAAGCCUAAAAGUUCUCUCAGAGAAAAUCCACUAGAGAAAGAUAAGGUUAGGAAGCGGAGACUCCCCAGCGCUGCUUGAAGCUGAACCACAGCUGUAAAACGCUGCCAUAAAGCCUGUGUGGAUUCCUAGUAAGAUGGAUGCUCUACAUAAGUUGAAGAUUUUGGUGAUGUUUCUGUCUCUGGCUACUUUCACGGUCAUGGUGAUAAUGAAUGCUGGAAAUGCCACUGGGACUUUCAAAGGUCUGUUCAGGACAACCCCUGGAAACAUCUCAGCCAAAUACAGCACUGAUUUCACCCCAGCUGGCUGGACUUUCCUCAUCUGGAAUGUCAUCUACGCCUGGCAGCUCGCCUGGCUCCUCUACGCCUUGUCAGGGAUCUGUCGAAGGAAUGAACUUGGAUAUGUCUUCAUAAAGCCAGACUUGCUGCCAACACCUUUUUAUGUAGCAUGGUGUCUGAAUAAUGGCCUCAAUGUUGGAUGGCUCUUUCUGUGGGACCGAGAAUACCUCCUUCCAGCCCUGGUGUUCCUGGCAGUCCUCUCUCUUACCACGUGUGCCUCCCUUUUUGUUUCCCACCGAGCCUUGAGCAUCCAUUCCUCGUGGUUUGUGAAGGCUCACAAAGCUGACCUCUGGCUCAUCCGCAUUCUGGUGCAGAACGGGCUGGCCCUGUACUUGACGUGGACCAGCAUCGCCACGCUGCUCAACUUCGCCGUCGUGCUGAUCUACAAGUGGGACGUGCCCAAUGAGAAAGCAACCACUGCUUCCCUGAGCAUCCUGGCUCUCGGCCUGGUGAUAUGGUUUUAUCUAGAAAACUACCUUCUUGACAAGUAUGUGCGCUACAACCUGACAGUCUACCCAGUGGUGAUAGCAGCUCUGACUGGCAGCCUGUGCAGGAGCGGCUCGUUUUCAUCCCCAAUGACCAACGAUGUUUUUAUAGUUGUUCUUCUGGCACUGACAUGCUUGAUCUUUGUUGUUCGGCUGGGACUAGUCACAUGGAGACACUGGAAGAGACCACUGGAAACAUCAGAAUUCCGAGGUCCAUCAGGCACAGUGGCCUGAGACCUCUGGCACACUGUGGCUGAUACUUGAAAGGGAAAAAAAAGAAUUUGGCCUGUGCUGGUUCCUUCCUUCCUGUAUCCAUUUCCUCGUGGAAAUGGAUACAGGAAGGAAUAUUUGGAAUAUUCUCUAUUCCAAAUGCAGAUGUCUUGUGUCUGCAAAUGUGUCUUGCUCCCACAUUCUCUCAGAUCAGCUACUCACAACCCUGUCUUGAAUUCCUUUGAUUUUACCCUGGAAAAGUUCAGGAAAAGGUCCUGAGCAGCCCUGUGCACCUUUGUGAUGCCUGGGCUGUGGCUCUCUUCUCCUGCCAGUGCAAGGAGGGCUGCCAACAGGCACCCAGCAGGCUUGCACUCACAGUUGUUCUUGUUUUUUCCUUGGUAGCUCACUUUCUUUGAAGUGCAGAUCCAAGUAAUCUGUCUCUGGGGUUCCAGGGGAGCAGUGGGAGGUCUGUCAUUCCCUUGGCCAUCGGUGCUGAGCAUCCUCCAAGCCCUGGUGCUGUCAGCAGAUCUCCUGCAGGCAGCCACUGCUCCUUUUCCUGCUUCUCUUUGGCAUGACAGGAACAGACACUACAGUUUGACAUCUACCUUUGCAGUGUCAGCUCUGCUGUUUGAUAUUCAAGGGGGCAGGGGCAGUGACUGAAGAUUUCUGACACAAAUGUGUUGCCUUUCCCUGAGCUGUGCACAGCUUGGGCUGGCUGGAUGUCUCUCACUGGGGGAGGGUUUGUGGCUACUCUGGAAGGAGGUUAGAUGUACAGAUGAGCUGGUGCCUGAUCUGGGGUGAAGCCUGAUGCUUCAAAGGAAGCCUUUAAAAAAAAAAGAGAAAUAUUGAACCGGUAGAACGAGUUCAUCCUGGAUCAGUGCCUUCUCAUGUGGCUUCACCACUUCUGAGUUGGGAUUAGGAAGCCUAAAACUGGAUUGACUGAAUUUUUGGACCACUGCCUUUCCUUCCUGUGCCUAAUUGUGAGUUGCUGGUGCCUAACAGGUGUCUGGAAAGUCUUUGCACCAGGAAGGUGCUUUCAGUGCAUCUUGCAGUAUUAUUAACAAAACUAAAUUCUAAAAUAACAUGUGCUGUUGUUUACGUUUAGCAAAAACCAAAAGUGUAAUGCAACUCCUCUCAUCAUUCUGGUGUUUCUUUUUUUUUUUUUUUUUUUUUUUUUUUUUUUUUUUUUUUAAUUAUCAAAUAAAUCAGCUAAUUCUACCACUCUGCCACUAACUCUGUAAAUCAUCUAAAGCAACUGUCCUGGCCACCACCUCACCCAUGUCCAGGGUUCCAGCGUGACUCUGGUCCCUUGCUGGGAUCUCAUGGGUGUAGCUGCUUCCACUGAUUGUUAGCCAUGGAGGUGAAGGGUUGGAGGAUGUAGAUUGCUAGGUAUGAUUUAAACUCCUUUGACCAGCAUGCUGUCAAAGUUAAGUUUCUAUUUUAUAGGCUCUGUCAUGUUCAAAGUUAAGUUUCUAUUUUAUAGGCUCUGCCUCCCAAGAGCCCAGCUAAUAAAUUCCCAGCAGCCUCUCCAUAAGCUGCCUUCUUUAAUACAGGGGUAUUAAAUCCACUGGCAUGGGGAUUAAGGGGUCCAGGCAAGGUGAGAAGCUGCUGUGAGGCUCUGCAACACUUAAUGCACAGGAAGGUUUUGCAUCCUCACCAGCAAGAGCGCUGCAAACAGCUCCUGGACUGGGGCAGCUGCACUGCUUUUCCACAGAACAUUAAAAAUGCAUUCAGGAGGUUUCUUGAUAUCUGUACCUUGUUUCUGUGCUGGCCACAUGACCAGAAACUAUAUCAAAGAAUGCAAUUAAUUAUCUGGGGAGAGUUGACAGGGCUUUUGCAAAGGCAAGUCCUGUCUCACAAACAUGAAGGGCUCAAAAAGCACAGGCAAGGGUGAGCUGUCCCAUACUGCCACUGGCCUCCACAGAGGCACAAAAGCUGCCAAGAAAAUCAAAGUCCUCCCACUGGAGAUUAAAGCUGGGAAGCAGAGGGGGUGUUUCUCCAGGAAGGGAGCUUGCUGGAGCCACAUGUCAUGGGCUGGAUAAGGUGGUCACUAAAAUGAGGGGAUGGCUGCAGGAUGGACAGCUCUUUAGGAUGGUAAAGGAGAAGGUAGACUGGGGAAUUGCAAAAAGCUGUCAUGGAACAGAGAGGACAGAAGUCAUUGCAGGGGUGUCCCAAAUGAUGCUGUGCUACACCUUGCAAGUGACACCUGGCCCCUGCCACUUGGGCACAGGGUUUGGGGUGUUGGCAGCCAUUCUCACCCAGACAUUUCCACACCUGGCAGCAGCAGAGGUAAAUCAUGUACCAGGAAUGGCAGAAAAGGAGUAAAACUUGCAACACCCUCCUGCCUCUCUAAAGCUGCUGUGCACCCACAUCUUGAGGGCUUUGUGCAGCACUGGUCCUUGCACUCCCAGGAGAUUAUUAUGGGAUUGGGAAGAGCAGUGGCAGGAGUGAGAUGCCUCCCUGCUCAUCCCUGCUCCCCAGAGCUGAGGAGCAGCUCAGGAAUGUGAGCCCCUUCCCCACGGGCACCUUGAUGUGGUGGCACAGGGCUCUUCCCCCUCUCUCACCACUCCAAAACCAGCUGUGAGGAGAGACCCAAAGGCCCUUUUCUGAUGAGAUGCUGCAGCAGCACCCAUUUAAUCUUUGCAGACCUCCCUGUGAGAAAGCCCCUGAUACUGCCCUGCAAUGAUAAUGCUGAGCUACCCCAGCCCUCAUUUGGCCACCCACAAAUAAUUUCCUGGUCCCCAAAACCCUCUCCAAGCCCCAUUUUCCCAUAGCUGGGGCCCACAGAGGUUCCCACAGCAGUCCCAGCACACAAAGCUCCAGCCAGCUUUGGGAAAAAUGGCUUUUCUUGCAUUUACAGCAGGAACAGGAGCCUAAAAAUAAACCACCUGCCCCUUUCUCUUUCAGUGGGCAGGGGGGAAAGCAGAUAAAAAAUUAGUGUGACCCUUCCUGUUCCAGACUUGGGGACAAAGAUAGCUUCAAGACUAUUUUAAAGGCUUUUUUGUUUUUCUUGAAAUGCCUUAUUUUGACUUGUCUUUCCAAAACCACCAGUACAUGAUUUUGCCCACAAAAGAUUUUUCUUUCGGCAGAGCUGCAUUUCAGAAAGCUGGAAGCCUGCCAACCUUUUAGCAAAAAAUAAUCAGCCCAGCCUUUGUUUCCAUGAGGGAUUAUGGGAUUUGGGUGAAUUUUACAGGAUUUAAAAUUUCUUGGAAAGCUGGUGGCCUGAAGAAGGCAAGGCCUGAAAAAUUAGCUUAGUUUGUGAAAAUGUGGUCCUGAAAACGUUAAUGUCUCUUGUAGCCCAGUCUGGGAUGUGACCCAAGCCCCCUAGAUCCAUGAGGCUGGAAGAUGGAUGGGGCUGGCAAAGCCAGGCAUGAUGAGGUUCCCAGGACAUGAAGGUUUGCUUUGCUUUCUGAUACAAAAUCUGGGUUUAGACUUCUCGUCCUGUGCAGAGAUUCCCUCUACAAGGAAAUAGGGAAAAGCAGGGUGAUCUAUAAAACACCACUGGGCAGAAAACUGCAUUACUGUGUCUUGGGAUGUGUGGGGAUGCUCCUUCCCCAGCCCGGGGCCAGCUCCUGCUCAGGCAGCCUCCAUCUGAGAAUGACCCAUCAUAUCACAGUUUUUCCAUAGGGAUAUAUUGGCUGGGCUGGAUAUUUCUGAGGUUACUAGGCUGUUGUUUUCAGCAAAAGUUUCUGUGAAAAUCUGAUUCAAAAAAAUGUUGCAUGGAGAAGUUGUGGGGCAAGGCAAAUAUGCAUUUGAACGGAGAAAACAAAUGUGUUAAUUCAAAAGGAAUUCUUUUUAAAAAAUGAAGCUAUAAGACCCUGGGUCAGGCUCUCAUUAAAGCCCACACAGCUCCCAGAGAAAACCAUGCUUCGUUUCUUGCCUUAGGACUCAGCUGGGUCCUCUUCAGCAUGGUGGGAGCUGAUGGGAGGCUGGGAUGGGGGCAGUUUCCCUUUGACACCUCCCACCAGCAGCAGCUUGCUCCAAGCAGAGCUCCCUGUACCUCAUCCUGCCCACAACCCCAGAGCACUGCACCCCCUCGUGAUGCUCUUGGUUACAGAGCUCAGGCAGAGUCCAGGCAGGAGCCUCACCUGCUGGGCUCCCAAAAAACAGAGCACGCAGGCAGGGGAGACAUUGUGCUACAGACUAAUUUGUUCUUGGCUUAAUGCUACCCUCAGGACUAAUUACUUUAUAUUAAAACAUCUGUGAAAUGGAGUAAUAAAUAAAGCUGAGAGAGAGGAGAUGUUACUCCACGAUGCAAAGCACCGGAACAGAAAGCAGCAUUGCUUUUCAUCUGCAAUUCAGAGCCACUUUGCAAACCCAUCUCCUGGCUGCAUCCAGGGGCAAGGGGCACAGUGGGAUACUGGGACUGCUGCUGAGAUAUGGGCACAAGUGGCACCAGCCACAAGGGCCACCACCAGCAGGAAAACAUGGAAACUGGAAAACUCUUCUCAUGUUGAAAUGUUGGAGGAGCUCCGGCCUCGGAGAGGGAGCGCAAAGACCAAAAGGUGGCUCCAAAGGUGGCACCCCCAGCACCCCAAGCCCAGCCCUGGCUGGCUGUGCCCCCAUUUCCUUAUCUGUGAUGCAGAGAUGAACAGGACAAACCUCUCUGUGGAGAUAAAAGCGUGGAACACAUGCGAGGAUGAUUAAAGCCAGCAGCGCCCUUUGCUAUGCACACAGCUUAAACACGCUGGGCCCUCCCGGGCUCUUUGAAAACUGUUAGAUGUUCUCCAGCUAAAUAUUUAUUUUAUCUGCCGGGACAGCAGGACUCAUGCAUGGGCUGAACAUGUGGGAAAAAACUGCUGGAGCAGCCCCAGAGUCUGACCCUGCUCCCAGCAGAGCUGGAGCACUGCUCAGCACAUGCAUUGCCUGUGUGAUAGCACCAUGGACCUUCCCUGCUGGGAAAUUCGACUCAAAGCCCUUGAAUGGUACACAAGGAUGCUGUGUUUUCUCCCUUCUCUUUGGGAAGCAAAGGUCUUGAAGCCUUUGGCCAAGAAGCUGGUAAAAUGUGAUGUUUAAUCAACCAAGAAGAGAUUGACUGUUGCCUGCUCAGGGUGGGGCCAAUUAGGGAGUGCUGGAAGUGACAAUGACAUUAGCUGGUAACUUGGGUUGCCUCAACACUGUUCUAUUUAAAAUAUGAGCUUAAAAAAAAUGGUCAUUACUGAAAAGUAUUUAGCUUGACUAAGUGGUCUAUGACACACAAAAAACCAAAUUGUGUUUAGGCCUGUGGUUGCCAUUGCUUACCCUGGUGGCAAUGCAUAUUUUGCCACUUAUUUUGCAGGAGCAGAAUAGAGGAAUAUUUUGUUGUGAAAUGGUCUCAGGGCUGAGAGAGGAGCACAGGGACUGAGCAAAGACAUCUGAGAGCUGUGUCAGACCAGCCUGGGAGCCAGAGUCUGGGUUUCCUUGUCCUAGUGCUUCACCUUCAGCCCAUUAAAAAUGGCAUGGACAAAA
Passer montanus (Eurasian tree sparrow) is the source of this 6808-nucleotide messenger RNA. RefSeq lists its product as uncharacterized. Bases 464 to 1384 code for a protein of 306 amino acids. The record is from RefSeq and is a predicted model, not a curated record. The transcript is spliced from 11 exons. NCBI's taxonomy places the organism in Eukaryota, Metazoa, Chordata, Aves, Passeriformes, Passeridae.